UAAAGAGGAAGACAACAAACUCAGGGAAACACGUGGCCAGCCUGUGGUUUAGUGUAAUUCAAUUCUCGGGUUGGUUGAAAAUGAACGAAAUGUAUCGGUCUAAGGAUCAGACCGACAAAACCAAAGUCACGUGCAUAAGGAAUAGAGCAGAUGUUUUAUAUGACUUUAAAGUCUCCUUUUUCACUAUGGGUCAACUGCCACAUUUCCCAUGGAAUUUCCUUGAAAGGGAGCUCGAGAACGACAGCUCAUCAGAAAUUAUUCUAGACGUCCUAAAGCAGACAUGCCUUCAUCCACUGUGCUGUAAACAUCCUCCCUCAGUAAGAUAUAGGAGACUGUUUCUAUCUCAGCUCAUCAAAAGGCAUGAAGCCAGUGGGAGGGAGCCCCUGGAUGAGCUCUAUGAUGCACUGGGUGAAGUCCUGGGGGUAGAGGAGGGGACAGAGUGCUACAAGAGCUAUUUACUGCCGUGUGGAGAAGCAGUGAGUCUAUCAGAGAGUACAGCUGUGAUCUCUGAAGGAACUACAGGCCUGGUCACAUGGGAGGCUGCUCUUUACCUCGCAGAAUGGGCUCUGGAGAACACACACCUAUUCACUGAUAGGGCAAUCCUAGAGCUGGGCAGUGGUGUAGGGUUGACUGGUAUAGCAGUGUGUAGGUCCUGCAGUCCCUCCAGCUACGUGUUCAGUGACUGUCACCUCAGCGUUCUACAUAGACUGAGGGACAACGUCCAGCUCAAUGGGCUGGACAACCAGAACUCUCCCAGAGUGUGUGUGGAGCAUCUGGACUGGGAGGAGGUGACAGAGAAGCAGCUGAGAGAGAUCGGAGCCGCCACGGUCAUCGCUGCAGACGUAGUUUACGAUCCAGAUAUCAUUGGCUGUCUGGUGAAGCUUCUCUCUAAGAUCCUGAGGUGUUCGGCCAAUGGCAGCCCUCCUGAUGUCUACAUCUCCUCCACCAUCAGAAACCCCGACACAUAUAACAGUUUUAAACACCAGCUAGAAGGUUCUGGAAUCCAACAUGAGGUCAUGACAGGACCAGUGACCCGUGUGUUCUUUUACAACAGACAAGCCACCAUAGAGAUGAUCAAACUCCACGUCUAAUAAUGGCAUCCUAUUCCCAUUGUAAAUGCACUACUUUUGACCAGGGUCCAUAGGGCUUGUGGUCAAAAGUAGUGCACUACAUAGUGAAUUUAGGGUGCACUACUUUUGACCAGGGUCCAUAGGGCUGUGGUCAAAAGUAGUGCACUACAUAGUGAAUUUAGGGUGCACUACUUUUGACCAGGAUCCGUAGGGCUGUCGUCAAAAGUAGUGCACUACAUAGUGAAUUUAGGGUGCACUACUUUUGACCAGGGUCCAUAGGGCUGUGGUCAAAAGUAGUGCACUAGAUAGGGAAUAGGGUGCCAUUUGGGAAGCACACAAUAAGACCAAGCCAGAACCAGAUGUGUAUUACUGUGUAAUAAAGUCUUUAUUUACAUCAAAAUAUU
Oncorhynchus masou masou (cherry salmon) is the source of this 1474-nucleotide messenger RNA. RefSeq names its product eukaryotic elongation factor 2 lysine methyltransferase (gene eef2kmt). NCBI's taxonomy places the organism in Eukaryota, Metazoa, Chordata, Actinopteri, Salmoniformes, Salmonidae. The transcript has 8 exons. Bases 81 to 1091 code for a protein of 336 amino acids. The record is from RefSeq and is a predicted model, not a curated record.